Messenger RNA from Thyridium curvatum, 2172 nucleotides. RefSeq lists its product as uncharacterized. The record is from RefSeq and is a predicted model, not a curated record. Gene Ontology annotation, biological process: protein phosphorylation. The transcript is spliced from 5 exons. NCBI's taxonomy places the organism in Eukaryota, Fungi, Ascomycota, Sordariomycetes, Thyridiales, Thyridiaceae. Gene Ontology annotation, molecular function: ATP binding; protein kinase activity. The coding region runs from base 1 to 2172 and encodes 723 amino acids.
AUGGUAAGAAUUCCUGCACAGCCUCUGGCAUGCAAAUCAUCCACAUCCCGCAAACCUUACUUUUCCUUUUCGCACAUCGUCACCUGCAAGCAGGCGAGGAACUACGACGAAACCCCACGAAAGGCCGACUAUUCGCCGCCAGCGCAAAAGCCGCACGACAUGGUCCCCGGUGUGUCAGAACCGGUCCUCGGUGCCCACCAAGAGAACCAGCCGCUCCACGAAGCCUACUCGGUGAACGCUGCUGAUGCCAGCAACCGAGCCGCGCAGGCGGGCAACGUGGCAGCUCACCACGCCGAGCCUGGCCAGGCCGUGCAAUCCAAGGCUGCUAAGAGCAAGCGCGUCGAUGACGCCAACAUCGCCAAACUGGUCGCCGAGGAGAAUGAGAGUAGGAGCAAGUUCCCGAGGUACCCCGGUCUGGAGAGAUGGGAACUGCUCGAGAAGAUGGGCGACGGCGCCUUCAGCAACGUCUACAGGGCUCGUGAUCUCGAGGGAGGCUUCAACGGCGAGGUUGCCAUCAAGGUGGUGCGCAAGUUCGAGAUGAACAGUCUACAGCGAGCAAACAUCCUUAAGGAGGUCCAAAUCAUGCGCCAGCUCGACCAUCCCAACAUCAUCAAGCUCGUUGACUUUUCCGAGUCGAAGCAAUACUACUACAUCAUCCUCGAGCUCGCCCCAGGCGGUGAGCUCUUCCACCAGAUUGUCAGGCUCACGUACUUCAGCGAAGACCUGUCAAGGCAUGUCAUCACGCAAGUAGCCAAGGCGUUGGAGUAUCUUCAUGAGGAGAAGGGUGUUGUUCAUCGAGAUAUCAAGCCGGAGAACAUUCUCUUCAGCCCUAUUCCCUUCAUCCCAUCCAAGCAUCCCAAGCCAAAGCAGCCUGGCGAUGAGGACAAGGUCGACGAAGGCGACUUCGUCCCCGGCCAGGGAGCUGGAGGAAUUGGCCGGAUCAAGAUUGCCGAUUUCGGCCUCUCCAAGAUCGUCUGGGAGAACAAGACGACAACCCCUUGCGGUACUGUCGGCUACACGGCACCCGAGAUUGUAAAGGACGAGCGGUACUCAAAGUCAGUGGACAUGUGGGCACUGGGUUGUGUACUCUACACCCUUUUGUGCGGAUUCCCGCCUUUCUACGACGAGAGCAUCGAGGUGCUCACUGAGAAGGUUGCCAAGGGACAGUAUACCUUCCUCUCGCCCUGGUGGGAUGAUAUCUCCAAGUCAGCGCAGGAUUUGAUAUCACACCUGCUGACGGUGGACCCGGAACAACGGUACACGAUAACAGAAUUCUUGAACCACCCCUGGAUCAAGGCUUCUGGUCCCACGCCCCGCGAGGAGAAGAAGCAGCCGCAACUGACUCAAGAUGGCAUGCUUCGUGCCUUUGAUGCCACCAAGCUCAUUGACGGCGACAAACGAUAUGACUUCCGCUCGCCGGGGGCUGUCAACCUGCGUGAGGUCUUCGAUGUCGGAUACGCGGUGCACCGGCAGGAGGAGGAGGGCAAGCGACGCAAGCAGGUCGGUUCGAAAGCGGCUGGCGUGCCAUCAAACCUGGCCGGCCUCAACGAGGAGGACGAGGAAGAUGAGCAGAUGGCCGAUGCCGGCGACGACAACCGCGAGUACGUCCACAAGACCAAGCCUGGUCAGACGGCCACGCACCAGCUGGAGCAGAGCAUGCGCAACACCAACAUCAAGGACCAAGAGCACCGCGGUAGGGAGCGCGAGCAGCGCGACAGGCACCACGGGACCUCCGACAAGGGCUACGGGCAGCACUCUGCGGCCGUCACGGCGGCGGCCAGGCAGCAGGUUAGGGACCGCAACCGGGCAAAGGGCGCGUUUGAGCUCAACCUGGACGGUCCGACCGAGGAAGUCGCUCAGGGAUUGAUGGGGUACAGCCGCGACCUGUCCGCCGUCAUCGACGAGAUAAGAGUCUCUGUUGGGUAUCCCAAGGUGCCGCUGCUGAACCUGACGCCGAAGAAGGGCUCGGGACAGAGCCGGAAGCAGGAGAAUGAGCCUGCUGUGACGCAGCCCGCCGCCCAGGACAGCGAGGAGGCGGGACCGUCCGUUGAGGUAGUGGAGGUAGCAGAGGAGCAGAGCCCUGCCAAGGAGGAAGUUGGUAGAGAGGAGGAAGAUAUGGAUCCCGUGCGACGGAUGUUGAUAUAUGAGGGUGGUGGCGCGAUGCUGGGGUAA